AUGCAGAUCAUGAAGGGCCUUAAGAAAGGGGAGACAACGUUCAUAGCCACCAUUGCCAGUUCGGGAGAAGACAAUGAUGCUAAGAAGCCUUUGCCACUGAUCAUAGAGAAGGUCCUUGAAGAGGAGAAGCGCGAGGUAGAUCACAAGAUCGAGUUGGAGGUUGGAGCCAAGUCACCCGUACAUGCACACUAUCUCAUGGCUAUACCCGAGUUAGAGGAGCUAAGGAAGCAGCUGAAGGAGCUCAUUGAGGCCGGUCAUAUUCGCCAUGCAAAGCACCAUAUGGCACAUCGGUUCAUCAGUGGCUACUCCACUAAAGCUGAUCCGCUGACCGAGCUAUUGAAGAAGAAUAAGCCGUGGGUUUGGAGUGAGGAGUGCCAAAAAGCAUUUGAAAGUCUCAAGGCCGCGGUGACAGAAGAGUCGGUCUUCACGUUGCCCGAUUUCUCAAAGACCUUUAAGGUGAAUACGAAUGCUUCAGAUUUCUCCAUUGGGGGAGUUCUAAUGCAAGAUGCUAUCAAGGAUGGCAUGCAACACGAUCUGGAGGCCAAGAAGCUUAUAAAGUUGGCCGCCCAAGGUAAGACAAGGUGCAUGUGGGUGGAAGAUGGCUUUUUACUCAAUACCGGUCGGAGGGUUUAUGUACCAAAGUUCGGGUCCAUAAGGCGUCAAAUCAUCAAGGAGAGACACAACAUAUCAUGGGCUGGGCAUCUAGGGCAGGGAUGUACGAGGGAAUUGAUUGAGGCAAUUUAUUAUUGGCCAUGCAUGCGGGGACGACAUAGAGUGCUAUGUGCAAACAUGUCUGGUGUGCCAGCAAGACAAGGUGGAGCAGAGGCAACCGGGAGGGCUAAUUUAUCCACUACCCGUAGCAGAACGGCCAUGUGA
Solanum stenotomum is the source of this 876-nucleotide messenger RNA. RefSeq lists its product as uncharacterized. The coding region runs from base 1 to 876 and encodes 291 amino acids. The transcript has 4 exons. The record is from RefSeq and is a predicted model, not a curated record. NCBI's taxonomy places the organism in Eukaryota, Viridiplantae, Streptophyta, Magnoliopsida, Solanales, Solanaceae.